CUGUUGUAGUUCUUGGAUUUCUUACCUUUCGUGGUAGAUCUCCACGAGUGGAGCAGUUUCUUGUUUUCUGUUCGGCUUCAGUCCAUGAUCCAGUAUCCAGUUUUUUUUAUCCUUCACGCACUUGACUGCUGACCCAGUAGAGCGUCUUGUCAUAGCACUAUCUCCUUCCGCAGCUUGCUUGCAUGUAGGGAAUAUCUUAUGUGAUGCUCAAAUUUCCUUUGAGAUUGAGGCUUUAUUUGCGGAGCACAUUAAUGCCAUCCCGGAGUCGAGGUUGUGGUGACAACAACUAUGUAACUGACCUUUCAUCUUGAAAAGAAUAUUUCCUGCUUGUUCCUAGUGAGCCUGUUAGCACGAUGCCAUCAUGCUUAUGGUGCCAGCGGACAGAAUGGAUGGUGGACAAGUUGCCGUCCAUCGCCAAUGGCACAGCGCCGGCACACAUUUUACAGCAGAGCGAAGAGGAGUUGGGCCGGUGCUGCGACUGCGUGGCCGAGUAUCAUCGCGAGUGCAGCAACUGGCUGCGCAGCGCCGGCAUGCCAGCUUACUCCAAGCGCAUCUACAAACGCGAUCUACUGCGACUCACCCAGCGCUUUCAAAUGUUCCUUGUCAAGUCGGAGCCAGAUGACAUUGCAGCACCAGUUGAUUUAGAGAAGGAGGUCAAAGCCGCUCUCUAUGAAGUACUACUCGCGCCUGCUUUGCUAUGGGACAAGAAACUUGCUGAGCUAUUUGUGAAGUGUCUGCUGAAGUACCGCCAGCAAGGUGGUUAUCUGGACUGGAGUGAGAAGCUGCCAGGGAUGUACUUGCUGCUUGUCUACCCAGACCUGAAUGUGAGCGUAUGGGCAUGGGACGUGGUGCGGGAAGCCGGUGAAAUCAAUGAAGACGACUACCUGGACGUGGAGGAGGUGAUACGCUGGAUCAUGGCAGCCGUGGAAGGUGGCUUUUGCAUGAGCAGUGCCACCAGCGAUAUGCCCAUGGCACCCACUAUUGACUACUACACCAUUCACGAGUCAAAUGCGUCAGCAACGCCGUUGUGUGCACACCUGCGAUGCAGCUCUGCACACCAAUUGAACUUCUUCUGGCUCGGCAUUGAACGCCUCUUGAAGAUCAUUUCGCCCGAGGCUCUACGCCGUGGUCUGCUGGCCAACAAUCGCAAGUUUGUCGACACGUUGCUGACUGUUCUGAAGCGGGGCUACCAGGCUCAGGAUCUAGAGCUGCGAGACUGCUUCUGGAUCGUGCUACGCUGUCUCGUGUUCCUCCUGCAUACCCUUGACUCGGCAUUCUGGCAGUAUUGCUCUGAAGAACCGGACGAUAUGUUGCAGAUGAUCGCACUGCACACUGUAUAUCAGAGAGAGAUGCAGCGGCUUGGUCGCCAAAUCCAAGAUCAAACGAAUCCAGUCGCUGGGUCCGAGUCUUAUCGACAGUGUACAUUUGGCUGGUUUGUGCCGUUCAUUUUAUCCAUGUUGGAGUUUGGUAACCUGGCAGCCCACGCAUUCACCUCAACGAUUCGCUACCUGUGCAAGAUAUGGGGUGUUAUUGUCAAGGAACAGAGCGAUCGAGGUGAUUUCAAGGCACCUCUGCUCAUUGAGGAUGUCCUGAGAGGUAAUCGUCUUGCUGUAGAAUGCUGUCUGGCUGUACUGCGGCUUUUGAAGGCAGUUCUUGACCAUAAUGUCACUUUUCUAGCUCAGCGGACAUCCAAGACAUUCUGGCUGCCACUCAUGCUAGGUGUCAUGCAGUCCAGCCUUGGCUUAUCCAGCAAUGCUAGCCUGUGGCCAGGUGCUCGUCUGAUUGUACGUGAAGUCAACACAGUUAUGCGUCAGCUACUGAUGACACCAGUCUGCCAACACCUGGAGCCAGAGCGACUUGAGCUGCUCAAGACAAUCUUCCCUGAGAGCCAUCCCGCCUCGUCACUUUCAGCUGACCUUUUCUCUGGCUGGCAGAUCCAGGUCAAGAGGUAUGUAAUGGACAUGCUGACAUAUGUGACUGGCAAGCAGCAAUUGGCCGGUGACAGUAGUACGGAGUGUGCAUGCCCUAAGCCGCUGGUACCUACGGCAACUGUGACAGUUGAGAAAAAGACGGUGAAGGCAGACCCGGAGCUUGCCACCAGGGUUGAGGUCAUCGAAAUCCUCGAUUCAGACGAUGACGAUGUCGUGGUGAAGACCGAAGUCAAUGUGAGCACUCCUCCGGGUAGUGGAUAUGCCUCCGGAAACUCUUCUCCUGCCGGCGUCGCUCUCCUGCCAAUAACAAAUCCUGACGUAGUACCUACUACGGACGUUGAUGUGAAGCAAGAGGCAAGUGUGAGCGCUUUGGAUACUCCCCAGGGUAGUGAACCUGCCAACAAGGGCCCAUCUCAAGAUGACGUUCUUUUCUCUUCACUUUCUGACGAGUCGUACACAGACCUAGCUGCCGAGAUGUCUGAUGAUUCCCAAUCCGAUGAGUUUCCUUGCAGUCAGAUGCCAAGGUUUAGAUAUGUUGAUGGAGCACUGCAACCGCCAGUGCAACCCGUACCUGAUACGAACAAUGAGGCCAAAGAAACUGCCACAUUGGUGCCGGAACCCAGUGCUGUGCAGCACGAAAACAAUACGGCAAAGUAUGGCAGGACUAGACAGCCCAAACGUGAGCCGCAUCCAGCGGGUAUCAGUGGAGGCGACGAAGGUGACACGAUUUCUUCAAGUUGCCCUGCUUCGCUAUCUGCGCGCACCAGUCCCGUGCCGUUUGUGAUACCCUACCAUCACCUCACUGUGCAGGAGGCACGCCAUCAGCUGGGCCUUCCUCUCAAACCUUCCGCUUUACCAUGCAAGUCUGAGCUAACUGACCGAAACACUCAACAUGGCCAACCAGGUGAAGGCAGGCCAGUACAUGCAGCAUCUGCUGCUAACUCACCCGAGCAAGGUAGCUCAUCAAGUAAUGACUUGUUCGAAGAAGAUACUGGUGAAGUCAAAGUGCCCAGCCCGCCUUGUGUCAAAGUGUCCAGUCCGCCGUCGCCAGUUCGUGAUGGGUCACACCAUGUUGGUAACUUAUCAGGUAUCGGAAGUGGUUCAGUGUUUCGCCCAGGCUUGCCACCUGCCGAUAGUAAACCUGGGGGCAAGAUUAAGGUACAGCCAGACCUCUCCGCCUAUGGUAAUUUUACACUUGACGAUUCUGCACUCAGCGAUUCUGCAUUUGUGGACACCACGCAAAUUGAAAAUCGAUCAGAUGACGGCUUCAAGUCUGAUCAUGGAAGUGACGACGAAUUGGCUGGUUGGGCUUUUGAGCAACCAGAUUGUUCUAUGGAAGCUGACAUGAUGGCCGAUUUUGAGGCAUCACAGCAGGUGACUGGUGCCAAUAACAAUACCCAAGUGGACCUUCCGUUUGCCCCACUGUCACCCAUUGAUGAGUCAUCACAGCUUGUGUGGUUCACAAGCAGAGACAAUGUUGCAUUACCUAGUGCUGCCAAGGAACCCCAUGCAAUGGCAACAGCUGCUGCUGGUGCUCCAGCCAAUCCCACCGCCGCUCUACCGCCUCCACACCCUGCUGUUGCUGCUCCACCUCCAGUGCGCACUGCAGCAUAUCCGCCACUAGCGGAGGAUUGUUUGAAGCCGAAGAGACCCCCGUGUAUCUUUUCGCUGCUUGAAGCCGUUCUGGCUUGGCGAUCCAUGUGGUUUCUUUAUCCAUCGGUUGACCAAAGGACUGGGAGACCGCUUGACACUGGAAAUGCUUACAAGGAAGAUAAAAGGAUUCUGCCCUUGCCCAUCGCGUUCAAGUCUGUUGAUGAGUACGUUGAGUUCUUUGAACCACUCGUCCGCAGCGAAGUCUGGUACCAGGUCUCAGCAGCUGUGUGUGCGUUGCACAACUCGAAACCGAAUGUGUUUCUUGGCUGCGUGACCAGUGCCGACAAAUCAUGCCCGAAUGCCAAGCGCAGUCGCUUGGUGGCCAUGCAGGGUUGCCUUUCGCCAUGCGAUGGCAACAGGCGGGGGCCGCUCAGCGAACGGGACCUGGUAUUGGUAUACUUACACACAGAGACUUCUCAUCCCAUUAAGGACCUACAUCGCGGCAUGUGUGGCAGGAGCUCCAUCAACAAGCCGCGUGUUCCGAAGCCGUUGUUCUUCCCCACCGGGCAGGCCAAUAACCUGGCGCCUGUCGAGCCCAUCUUCGCUAUCGUCCAGAGUGUAGAGAAAAGAAAGCAGCAAUCGGGUAACGUGCAAGAGGGUGUGGCGCACGGCGGGAACGUAGACGAAAAUGGACAGCUUGUGGUGAUGACCGUUAAUCUCCUGGUUGACGGCUCGAAACUUCGCCACCUGGGACCAGGCAAGAAGGCCUUUUUGGUGCCCGUUGACAACCUAACGGGUUGGCAGCGGUGCGCGGUGGGCUUGCACAGGCUGCAUACGUCACUGCUGGCGCGUGACGUGCUGAGUCCACGAGGUCAGGAGUACUUCUCAAGCAGGGGUUGUCUUGUCACUCAUGAUCAGAUUGCCAGGGUGUCACUGCCAUUCAAUGCUUGUCAGAAGGAGAUCAUCGCUACAACAUGCUCAGCCGUACGCGAGCCCUACUGCCACCCUCGCACCAGUCUCCUACAGGGUCCGCCUGGUACAGGCAAGACACACAUGAUAGUUGGCUUGAUAGCUACCCUGCUGAAGCUAUGUACCAGCAAGUCUGCUGAAAAGAAGACCCGGAUCCUGCUGUGUGCGCCAAGCCAUGCUGCAGUCGACGAGAUUGCUUGCCGCUUGGUUUCGGAAGGCUUGAUCUUUGACCCUACCAGAGCGUCGGGUGGUGGAGGCCAUGCACACUUGCUGCGCACUGGAGCACUAGAGCGUAUGAACCCGGUACUGCACCCCUACAGCCUGGAACAGCGCGUCCGUGAAAAACAUGAUGAGCAGUUCACUCACAGCUCAGCCAAUGGCAACAAUGUGGAGGAGCAGAUCCAGGAAGUGACAGCACUCCUUGAAAAAGUGGAGAAGAAAUGCUCCGUGCUGCGGUUUGACAUGAACAGCAAAAAGAAAAACCCUAAGGAGGUUGCCCAUAUCAAGCCGGACAUGGAUGCUGCCGAGAAGGAACGCAUCACCUUGGAGCGUAAGCUGCGUGCUCUGCGGCUCAGCAAGAGACAGGCUUUUCCACGCAAACGUAAGAGCUUCCGUCAGAUGGAGGAGAUUGUCUUCAAGGAGUGCUUGAAGCAAGCAGAUAUCGUUGCUACUACGCUGAGCGGGUCUGGCUCUGACGCGUUGUCAAAGGCGGUGCUGCAGCUGAACAAGCGCAUGUUUUUCACGUGUGUGAUCAUUGAUGAGGCUGCACAAUGCUCUGAACUGGACGCUCUCAUUCCACUGCAGUACGGCUCCAGCAAGCUUGUGCUUGUUGGUGACCCAUGUCAACUGCCAGCCACGGUCAAGUCACAGACAGCGGAAUGUAAUCUGUAUGGACGAUCGCUGUUCGAACGGUUUUUCAAGUACUUUGAGCAAGAACGCCACCGGCAGCCUAGUCCGGUGAGAAUGCUGAGAGAACAGUAUCGCAUGCAUCCCGACAUCUGUGGCUUCUCGUCCAGGCAAUUCUAUCAUGACAAGCUGCAAACCAGUCCGGUUGUCUUGGAGCGACCUGCCUACCCCGUUGCGCCCUUCACCGCACUCAACUUGCUUAACAGCAGAGAAGAUCUAAGGGGAGAUGGACGUGUCUUCAAUCCAGUAGAGAUCCGACUGGUAGUGGCAGUGUGCAAGUUUCUAGUGACUUCACCGUCGCACCCCAUUCCAGCACGGUCCAUUGGCAUUAUCACACCGUAUCGUGAACAGGUGGAGAAACUGAAGGCCCAGCUCAAGGACAGGGAAUAUGAAGGCAUCGAAGUGCUCUCUGUUGAUGGCUUCCAGGGACGGGAGAAGGAUGUUAUCAUUCUCAGCUGUGUCCGUGCUCAAGGUGCCUCUCAAUCUAUCGGGUUUGUGCGCAAUCCACAGCGACUUAAUGUUGCCAUGACAAGAGCACGACGUUCGCUUAUUGCAAUUGGCCACUACGAAACACUGAAGGUCAGUAAAGACUGGGCUGCCCUGCUUGACUUUUCCAAGUCCACUGGCAACUUUCAGCAGAUCGUCAGCGCGGUGGAUUCAGCACCACGCCUGUCCAGCAUACUGACGCGCCACCUUCACUCGGUGUCAUCGGACCAGGUCCCCAUGACGAGUGUCGCUUUGGAGCCGGUAGCCAGAGCUAUCGUGCAGGGCACGAGAGCUGACCCUCGACGGCCUCCUAUAGGGGUGCGUCCGGGCCCUGCCGUCGUCCCUGCCGUGCAUGGCAUGUCUCUGCCAGCGCAGGGUAAUGUAACGUUCGGCAGCGGUGCUGCCUCGCCAGUCUCCGCAACAACCUCUCCUUGUACGAACACUGCUCCACCGCUAUUCGGCGGCAUCCUCGUCAACACCAGGGAUACAUCCGGCCACCAUAAUAGCGGGACACAACGAGCGCGCAUUGCCAAGCGUAAGAAAUCGGUUACGUUCAAUGCAAACCAGGAUGAAGUUCAUCUACUACCGACACAGCAUGAAGCGCCAGUAUACCCUCAUCAUACCGCUGCCAGCAGCUCCACGCCCGCACAGGCACCCGCACAGGCUAGUUGCGCUGCGUCCGCCGUGGCGUCAGGCAGGGGUGCACGGAAUCGGCAUUCUGCGGACAGCAACCCAUGUGAGAUCUUCUCUCUGGGCGAGCCACCGCCUAAACGACGACCCAACAGCCUCGGUGUGCCUCUCACCGGUGGCGGCAGUACAAGACCCGCAGCGGCUGGCAGUAACUACUCAUCUCCAGUAACAAGUACCAGUACCUCCUGGAACUAUGUACAGCAGCAGCAGCAGCAGCAGCAGCAGCAGCAUACUACACGGCCGUACUCGCCAGCCACUUCUGAGCAGCACGACCAGCCUUCUGCGCAGGUAGCUGGCGUUCGGCAACACACACCAUUUGUCUUUGGCCAGCGAACUCGCCAGGCCCAUGGGUCGUCCAGUGAUGCUGCACGGGGGCCUGAACCUGCACUGCCCGCUCCAGUUAAGAAGAAGAAGAAAACUCCAUUACGCGCUCAAAUGACCAAGCAGCUCCAAACGAAGGGUCAUUCGAACUCUAGAUUGUAAUUCUGUUUUAAUCAAACCAUGAAACUCCUCGCGUGUGGUGCUCUUUCACGUGCAUAUGAAAGAGCAACUGGUUUGUGCCUACUCCAUUUGCUGAUUUUAUUGGUCCAGAGUUCCUUUCUCACUUUAGAAAUAAGUCCAGCUCCAGCUCCUCUGCUCACUUUUUAAUGAUUGAACCAGUUAGUCCAGAUUCAUAGCAAGUUGUCUUUCCCUUGCUGCUAUUGUAGCUUUUGUAACCUGUCACCGCUAAGGGUGCUGACAAUUGUUUUUCCUCUUAUUUUUACCGGUGGAUGUUGUGUUCUGCUGCUUUAUGUAGCAUGUAGUGUAAGAACUACCUGGCAUCAAGGCCAAUAUACUGCAUUACAACUUUCAAUUGGAGUUAGUCGCAACAGUGUAUCCUUGUCCAUCGAGGCUAUUGGCUGGUGUCAUUGUGUGACCCAUAUAGUACUCGUGGACUGCUUUGUUCCACGGAUCUGAAA
Molecule: messenger RNA, 7534 nt
Organism: Sycon ciliatum
Lineage: Eukaryota; Metazoa; Porifera; Calcarea; Leucosolenida; Sycettidae
Exons: 24
Coding region: 354-7058 (2234 amino acids)
Biological process (GO): termination of RNA polymerase II transcription
Cellular component (GO): nuclear body
Molecular function (GO): helicase activity; transcription termination site sequence-specific DNA binding
Source: RefSeq, a predicted model, not a curated record